Linum trigynum is the source of this 3552-nucleotide messenger RNA. Lineage: Eukaryota; Viridiplantae; Streptophyta; Magnoliopsida; Malpighiales; Linaceae. The record is from the annotation of a GenBank genome assembly.
UUUCAAGUCCCGUGAGUUUACUUUCAUUUGACAAGACGUGUAAAGUGGUAUAUAAUCCAUAAUUAACUUCUCCCAACAACUAGUCUUAUUAGGAACAAACGACUUAUGAUAGUUAUGACGGACCAACACAACGACUUUUAUCUUAACCUUCAAAAUAACAAAAACUAAAAAUUCAAGGUAGUGAUUAAUAAAAGCCAAAACCUCAUGUAGCAUAAAAGUAAAAUAGGAAAGUUUAGGUACUAAUUUGGGCUUUUUUCAGAACAAGGAUUUUGCAGGUCCAUUUGGACUUUGGAGUCUCUUCAUGUAGUUCCUACUGUCAUUCUGUCUCAAUGAAAGUUGAAAGAAAAAGAAAAAGGUUAACUCAUACCAACAGAGAAGGUAGAGAGAGAGAGAGAGAGAAUAAUUAAGAACCAGGGUCUUUGGGAGCGGGACCCACUUUCUGAAAUCUUUGACAGGAACGGCAGUUUCGUUACAUCUCUCAUUUCUUCCUUGUUCCUCUUCCUCCUCCUCUCUCUUCCCUGUUUUUCCGUCUCAAAUUUACCUUUUCCAACUCCACCAUCACUCUCCCUGUCUCUCUCUCAGAAAUUUUCUUGGAGGCAGAAAGGAGAAGAAAAGCAGAGCAGUAGUGGGAGUGGGAGUGACUUACAACAACCAAACCUUCUCUCCUCUCCUAACCCAUUAAAAAUUGGAGAAAAUAGAGAAAAAAGUAAGAAAGAUGGGAGCUUUGUGUGCUAAUGGUUCCUGGGUGUGAAUUUGUAAGGCCAAAAGUCUUACCUUUCACACUAACAUUUCUUUUACUAGUCUAUCUAAUCCUUACCCAGACCGCGGACGAUGAACCCACCAGUCUCUCUCUCUUGUGUCCAGCGACUACACUGCGGCUAGUCCACUCUAAGGUCUGUGUUCUCACUCACUACUUCGCUAUAAUUUUUUUCACUUUAUUCAUUUUUUCCAUGGUGUGAAUUUGGUCUUCUUCCGUGUGUUUACUUAUCUUGGUAUCUCUCCAACUUGCAGUGAAACCAUUCUGCGGUAACUGGAAUCUGGGGUCCAGAGAAUUUCCAGGGAAGCAACUUUUGAUCAGAAUAGGGUUCUUGUCCCAUUAACUUGGCUUAAGCUGAAUAGGGGUUCUUUAAAAUUUCUUUCUAAGAACUGGAGAUAUUCUGGAAAUUCGAGGGAGUGGGAGCUUCCAUUGUUUUUUGUUGAUAGUGUGAGGGUUUUGGUGGGUGUUUAGAUUAGUUGCCUAUUUUGUCUUUUUUGGGGGAAAUUGGAAUGGAGGAAGUUGAGGAAGCCAACAGGGCAGCUGUAGAGAGCUGCAAUAGGGUUUUGAAUUUGUUAUCCCAGCCCCAAGAUCAAGUCCAGUACAGGAAUUUGAUGGUGGAAACUGGAGAUGCUGUGUUUAAGUUCAAGAAAGUCGUUUCUCUUCUCAAUACUGGUUUAGGUCAUGCUAGGGUCCGGAAAGUCAAGCCAUUCCGCACUGCUGCUUUGUCCAAUAACAACAUUUUCUUGGAUAAUCCAAUUCAUCGAGCAGCAGGUCAGGCGCUGCCGCCUUCCAAAGGUCCCCAGUUUCUACAGACCAGUGGUUACCUUGAAACCCAUCAUCCUAUUCAAGAAAUGGGUUCAACUGCUAAGACAGCCUUGUGCUUGGGAAAUCCUUCUUUGGAGUUGAGCUCAAAUGGGAAAACCCCACUCAAUGUGGCUCAACAACCAGCAUCUGCACAUUAUCACUUCCUUCAGCAGCAGCAACAACAGCAGCUACAAAGGCUGCAACUCCAGCGGCAGCAGCAAAUGAAGCAGCAUGCCGAAAUGAUGUUUAGAAGGAGUAAUAGUGGGAUUAACCUGAAUUUUGAUAGUUCUAGCUGCACGCCUACCAUGUCGUCCACUAGAUCUUUCAUGUCUUCCUUGAGUGUAGAUGGUAGUGUGGCUAACAUGGAAGGUAGUUCAUCAUUCCAUUUGAUCGGUGCACCCCGUUCUUCGGACCAGAGUUCACAGCUGCAGCAUCACAAGAGGAAGUGCUCUGCCAGGGGUGAAGAUGGAAGUGUGAAAUGUGGAAGCAGUGGCAGGUGCCAUUGUUCUAAGAAGAGGAAACAUAGGGUGAAGAGGUCGAUCAAGGUUCCUGCAAUUAGCAACAAGCUUGCAGACAUUCCUCCUGACGACUAUUCAUGGAGAAAGUAUGGGCAGAAGCCAAUCAAGGGUUCUCCUCACCCUAGGGGAUACUACAAGUGCAGCAGCAUGAGAGGUUGUCCAGCGAGAAAACACGUCGAGAGAUGCCUGGAAGAACCAUCGAUGCUCAUUGUUACGUACGAAGGCGAACAUAACCACCCUAGGGUGCCGUCUCAGUCCGCAAAUACGUAGGAGGGAAGGAAUCACGAGGAGCAUAACUUAUCGGAAACGGUUCCCUGUACAUAAUUCGGCUUGGUCCAUGCCUGCCUGGUGAUGAUGUGUGUUUUGGAGCAGCAGGGGAGUUUUCGUGUUUUUGUUUUGUGAGGGGCUGUUGGGAGAACAUGUCUCUCCAGCUACAUUGCGGUCUUUAGAUCCCAAUUCACUGGCCGCAACCUUGGCCCUUAAAGCUAGAAAAUGAAAGUAGAAAGAUCGAUAAUGGGGUCUCAAAAUUGUAAGAAGUCGUUUUUUCUUUCCAUCAUUUGUCAUCUUUGAUUAUCAGGGUUGUUCAAAACAGUUGGCCGCAAUGUUUGAGGGCUUCUUGUGAUAUGCUUGCUAGUGAAAGUAUUUAUUAGUGUUCAUGGAGAUAAAUCCCAGCAACGCCUGGGGAUUUUAUUGCACAAUUAUUGCAGCACAGCACAGCACAGCACAGCAUAGGCCACAUAAUGUGAUAUUAAUAACCAUUAAUAUUUCCCGGUACAAAUUGGAUUGAUGAACCAUAAGGAUGUUUGUCUCUUUGUUUUUUUUUUGUUUGAACUUGUAAAACAGUAAAAGAUACCCUUUAACUUGUACCUUAAAAGGAGGAAGAUGUUGCAGACCAGCAUACUAUUGUUUAAUAUCAAACUCUUUUGUUCCCUUCGAUAAGUUGGCAUUACAACUGAGAUUUCAGAGGUUGAAGUAUAUGGCACUUGAAGCUGAGAUGAAAAUGAUGGACUCCAUAUAUAAAUACAAAAUUCAAUAGUCUAGUAAGUAGUAGAAGUCCAAGUGAAACUUGAAGAAUAUUGGAGAAUUCCUGUGUUCAUGGAUAUAAAUAGCAGCAACGCCAGGGCCCAGAGGAUGUUAUUGCACUAUUUUUGCAGCACAACACAGCUAGCAGUCGCCACAGAAUGUGUACUACUUUUGGUAGUGUUCUAAGAAUGGGAUUCAUUAGCCAUAAGGAAGUUUAUAUUUUGUUUGAAAUACCCUUUAACUAGGGAUGUUCAAAUGGUUACAGUGAUAAUUAUUUUAAUCGAUAAUAUUCUUAUGAUUUGGUUUGGUUAAUUUGGACAAUUGAUUUGAUCUAAUUAAAAUUUUUAGGUUGUUUGGUUUAGUUUGGUUCCAAAUACUGCUAACCAAUCAAACCACCAAUUAAUAAAUUAAAAAAUCAGCCAUAUAUCUUAAUAAUUGCAUAAGUAUUCA